This is a messenger RNA of Ctenocephalides felis (cat flea), 1370 nucleotides long. Its product is annotated as pantothenate kinase 4. Gene Ontology annotation, biological process: coenzyme A biosynthetic process. Lineage: Eukaryota; Metazoa; Arthropoda; Insecta; Siphonaptera; Pulicidae. The record is from RefSeq and is a predicted model, not a curated record. Gene Ontology annotation, molecular function: ATP binding; pantothenate kinase activity. The transcript is spliced from 5 exons. The coding region runs from base 130 to 1218 and encodes 362 amino acids. Gene Ontology annotation, cellular component: cytosol; nucleus.
AACCUAAAUGUCAUGACAAGAAUAGACUCACAUAAAUAAAAAUAAAACUAAAAUUAAAUAUCAUGAAUAUUGUUUUAGUACAUUAAAUAAAUUAGUAAAUCAAGUCAUGAUCAUUAAUUUUUUUUCAUAAUGCCAAAAAUGUGUGAAAGUAAAAUUUGUCCUUUGCUAGCAAGUUCUCAUAACUAUAGUCCAGACACUUUAAAUUUGAGCGAAGAUUCCGAUGCUCGACUUUACUGGUUUAAAUGUUUUGAAAAUUUAGUAGAAAAGUUUGCAGUGAGAGCUAAAUUAAGCCAGCAGAAUGAUUGUACAUCCAUUUCCAGAGCUGAGGCUUUCAAAAAAGAAUACAUUGUCCGAUUGAAUGAAUUGAAAAAUUCUAAGUGUAAUCCAUAUAUCCCUUUAACCGUGCGAAUGCUUCUGAAUUUAAAUGAGACAUGUCUACGAAAGCAUGGCUUUACAGACCCCUGGAAGUACCAGAAGGAAAUAGAGAAUAAAGCAGCAUUGAAAUUAUUGGAAAAUCGAUUAAAAGAAAUUGAUAAAUUAGAUAAUGAUCAUAAGUGGAUUGAAUUGUGUAAAGGAAUGUUGGCAGGUAACAUGUUUGAUUGGGGAGCCCAAGCUGUUUCAGAUAUUCUAGAAAAAGAGGAUUCCUUUGGUUUACAAGAAGCACUCAGUAGUAUUCAAUCUCGACCAUGGUUAAUAGACAAUUUAGAUACUUGGUUAAAUCGAUUAAAGAAUGAAUCACAUAAUUGUGCCGUAAUUUUUGUUGAUAACAGUGGGGUCGAUAUUGUAUUGGGUGUUUUGCCAUUUGCUCGUCAAUUGUUAUUGAACAACACAGAUGUUAUACUUUCUGCAAAUUCAGAACCCGCAUUAAAUGAUAUAACACAUAAUGAAUUGACCACAUUAUUAAAGGAAGCAUCUCAAAAAUGCAAAAUCAUCGAACAGAGCCUGGAGUGUGGUCGAUUGAUGGCUAUCGCAAAUGGCCAGACAGGUCCAUGCUUAGAUUUAAAAAAUUUAAACCCAGCUUUAACACAUGCAAUGGUGGAAAAUGAGGUAGAUUUAAUAAUAAUAGAAGGAAUGGGAAGAGCUCUACACACAAAUUUAUAUGCUGAAUUUACCUGUGAAAGUUUAAAGCUUGCUGUUGUCAAAAACAAGUGGUUGGCUGCAAGAUUAGGUGGCGACAUAUUUUCAGUGAUAUUCCAAUAUGACAGUUCAAUACAUUAAUGAUUGUGAUAUUAAUGGAUAAUCAUUGCUUUGUUAGAUUAUUUACAACUAUAUCAUACUUUGUGAAUUGUAGUAUGAAAGAUUUAAAAAACAUAUUAACCCUUUACAUUUGGAAAUGUAAAUUUAUAUUGAAAUAUAUUUGUUAUUUAAUU